AUGGAAUCAUUGUUCAAUCGAUUUCCACUUCGCCAUGCGACCAUGCGUGAUCGUUUCAAACAAUCUGUACAACAUAUUAUUCGAUACGGUGUAGGUAUGAUUCUUUUGUUAGCAGAUGAUGGACGAGGUGCCGGUUUUGGAGCAUAUGCUCUUGAUCGUAUGCUUUUGGAAAGAGGAGAAGUUUCAAAUAGUGACGCAGCUCGAAAAAAGAUAUGUGUUGAUCAUGAUGCUAAUGAUUAUGAUGGUUCAAUAGCACUUUUGAAAAAUCAUUGUCCACAAGGAAAGAUCCAAUUAAUUAUGAACAAACCAUCAUCAAUUCUUAAAAAGAAAGAAUGUAUCGAUGCACUUGCACAACAUAGAUUUGAAAUUAAAAAAUGGCUCUUUCUUCAACAAGAAGAAUUUUAG
Molecule: messenger RNA, 405 nt
Organism: Rotaria sp. Silwood2
Lineage: Eukaryota; Metazoa; Rotifera; Eurotatoria; Philodinida; Philodinidae
Source: the annotation of a GenBank genome assembly